Messenger RNA from Aethina tumida (small hive beetle), 3165 nucleotides. It is a transcript of the gene Fcp1, whose product is annotated as RNA polymerase II subunit A C-terminal domain phosphatase. The record is from RefSeq and is a predicted model, not a curated record. The transcript is spliced from 6 exons. Gene Ontology annotation, cellular component: nucleus. Bases 16 to 2481 code for a protein of 821 amino acids. Gene Ontology annotation, molecular function: RNA polymerase II CTD heptapeptide repeat phosphatase activity. NCBI's taxonomy places the organism in Eukaryota, Metazoa, Arthropoda, Insecta, Coleoptera, Nitidulidae.
AUAAAAGCUCAAGGGAUGGACAAGAAUAAAAUCCAUGCAUGGCCUAAGAGCACGACGCAUCGUGUGGACCAAUCGAAACACUCGCGUUCGGAACGGAUGCAGUGCAACAUGGCCGCUGAGACCGUGUGCAUUACCCUGCAACAAACAAAGCCCAUAAAAAUCUUAAAAUGGAAAGUGAGGAGGAAUCAAACAAUACCCAUGGGUCGUGUUAUACUCCUGUAUGAUUUUGAUGGGGCAGAGAAACCCGAACAACGUAAAUUAAAGUCGUCCAAGGCUGGAACAGUUCGCAAGAUUUUGAUACAGGAAGGCGUCAUCGUUCAGCCGGGGGAGACUUUGUUGGAAUUAGCGGCAUGUUGCCAUCCGACUAUUAUGAACGACAUGUGUGGCGAAUGCGGAGCCGAUUUAAGGAAGGCAGAUAUUGGUGCCACUGCCUCUGUACCGAUGGUACAUGCUAUACCAGAUUUGAAAGUCAGUGAAGAGUUGGCACAGAAGAUUGGAAAGGCUGACAAUGAAAGAUUGAUCAAAGAGCGUAAGCUUGUACUUCUAGUUGAUUUAGAUCAGACAUUGAUUCACACCACCAACGACAAUAUACCUCCUAACAUUAAGGAUGUGUACCAUUUCCAAUUGUAUGGGCCAAACUCAGUUUGGUAUCAUACAAGAUUCCGACCUGGUACAAUGAAGUUUCUAAAAACAAUUUCUGAAUUCUUUGAGUUACAUAUUUGCACAUUUGGAGCUAGGAACUAUGCACACAUGAUUGCAUUAUUCCUUGAUAAAGACCAGACAUUCUUCUCUAAUAGAAUAUUAUCAAGGGAUGAGUGCUUUGAUCCAACCAGCAAAAAGGCUAAUCUCAAGGCUCUGUUUCCUUGUGGCGACAACAUGGUUUGCAUUAUUGAUGACCGCGAAGAUGUAUGGUCACACGCCUCAAAUUUGAUCCACGUCAAGCCAUACCAUUUCUUUCAACACACUGGAGAUAUCAAUGCGCCACCUGGUUUGGAUAAACAUGAAAAUGACGUUAAACCGAGGGGUGUCGAGCUUCACAAACCAAUGAUCAAAGUUAGAUCAAAGAAUGAGGCAAAGAAAGAUGCCAAGAAGGAAACGAUGUUAAAUGGUUGUAUAGAACAGACGAAGAAACACAGUAGUGACGCGAAUAAAGAUGUAAAUGGCGUUGUUAACAAUGAAGAUAGUAAAACUAAAAGUUCAGAUGACAAGAAGGAGGCAGAUAUUGAAAAGUCUGAUGUACAAGAAACCACUGAACAGAAUACAGACGUUAAAAAGGCAGAAAAAGAAGCUGCAAAUGUUGAACCAAAAGAAGAAGAUGAUAAUAAAAAAGUGACAGAAAAACCUGAUACUGAAAUAGUGGAUAAAUCUACAAAGGAAACGGAAAAAUCCGAAAACGAAUGUGAUGAGGCAGUGGAGUCAGGUGAUAGUGAAUGUGUAAAGGAGAAAAAGGUCGCGAAGAAGGAAGACGACUUAAUAGAACUGGAAGAUCCAGAUGACUACCUGAUUUAUUUAGAAGACGUAUUGAAGCGAAUUCACACAGCGUUUUAUGAGGAAUUUGAUAAAUUAGAAUCUGGAGACGUUCCAGAUUUGAAGAAAGUGAUACCACGUGUUCGCAAUAAGGUAUUAAAAGGAACAAAAUUGGUCUUCAGUGGAUUAGUUCCGACUCACAUUAAACUGGAACAAUCAAAGGCUUAUCAAGUUGCCAGAAGUCUUGGAGCUGAGGUGUCACAGGACUUGGAUAAUAAUACUACCCACUUGGUGGCAGUCAGACCGGGAACAGCCAAAGUUAACGCCGGCAAACGCAAGAAAAAGUUGAAGAUCGUCACUCCGGAUUGGUUGUGGUGCUGCGCUGAGCGAUGGGAACACGUUGAUGAAAGAAAUUUCCCAUUGAAUAAUAAAGGCUCAAAAAACCGACAUCCUCCGCCUCAUUGCAGCAGCCCAGAGCACAUACCAAAUUAUCCAGAGCAUAAUACUCCAGGUACCAGGAAAAGGACUGCUAGUGGGAGGUUUAUGGACAGCAUAAAUCCAUUAAUGACCUUCUCCAAAGAUGACAUUGCUGAUAUGGGAAAAGAGGUUGAUGAAGACUUAUCCGGUGAUAGCAGUUCAAGCGAAGACAACGACGAAAUGAAGGUAGUCAAGGCAAAAGUUUUACGUGCCUCCAGACAGGACGACGAGUCCGACUCCAGCAGCAGCAGUGAAGAAUCGUUGACGGGGGAGUUCCCCAGAGGCCACAAACGGAAACGGUCCAAUGUGGAGGAGGAGAACAAUAGAUUGGACGAGGUAAACAACAGCACCGAAGAUGAUGAGUCGCCCGUCGUCAAAUUCCGGCGAGGGGAGAAGUUGGACAGCGACCUGGAGAUAAGUCAAGACGAGUCGCAGGGCAGUGUGGACAGCGAUGAUCCGCCGGACGACGACGGAGACGACAGGGAAUGGAACAUGAUGGGGGCCGCUCUGGAGAGGGAGUUUUUAUCUGACUGUUGAACGGGAGAUUGGGGUGUAACCGCAUGCACUGUUAAUUUUUAUUGAAAUAGGUUUUUUUUAUUGCUCUAAGACCUUGAAUAUUCCUUUGUUGUGUUUUAUUUGUAUAUAUUUGUUGUAGGUUUAUUUGUUUUAUAUAUACAACUGAAAUUUUUGUUUACUUUUCACCUGAUAUAGUAAUAAAUUAUAGUACAACUGAACAAAAUGUCUAAUCCGUAAAGCUUAGAUCUCAUAUAUUGUUGAAAGUGGAGUAUUUUUAUAAAGAAACGCGAGCGUAAGAGUGGUAAUGAGUAAUUUACAAAUCAUUGUAAAAAAAUUGCAAUAACCAGUAGUUAAUAAUUAUUAUAUAAGGUUUUUGCAAUGUUUUUUUGCUGCAUAAAUGUAAAUAAUUAGAUGUGCACACUUCUAAACAUGUUUCAAAAGUAGUAAUUGUUAACUAUAAUUUUAAAGUAGCUUUAUACAUUGGUUAAUGAGUUGUAAAGCUAGGAUAGGUAAUUGAGGGUCUGAGAGAAUUUCAAUAUAUUGAAAUUACCUUGAACUCCUAAUUUGUUACAAGUCUACCUCAUGGACAUCUGUACUUUUUACUUAAUUAUUCAUUUUCCAUUCUUUGAUAUAUGUGUAAUUUAUUGCUCUUAAAUCUAUGUGAAAGUUUAACUUGUAUAAUAAAGUGACUGUUGCUAUUAAUAA